AUGAAGAGGGAGGCUCCCCAACAAGGCGUGGUUCGGACUUAUCCAGUCCACCUAUCUCCUUGGAACCCCAAACCCAAAACCCGAAGUGUACAGACACUCGAUUCCCUCCCGGUUUCUGGAUCGUUUUCCAGGGUGACACCAAAGGCCAGCAACCAUUCCAAGUUUAGUGGAAAAUGUGGGAGGUUACAUUGUGUUGAGUAUCAUUUAAAUCCGGUUAGUAAGUCCAAGGGCAAGUCAAAGGGUACUCAAAAGUUUAGGACAUUUAAUUUGGCCGGUUUCAAUUUUUCCGGGUUUUCUGCCACUGGAGUAUUGGAAUAUUUAUGCGUUCUUAACGACAACGACAACAAUGAUGAUUUCCUGGCUAAGUUUUGGUCUCUGCAUGACAAGCAGAACGAUGACGACGACGACGAUACGAGUUAUUGUGAUGUGGAUUUCAUGCUAGACAUUGAGGAAGAUGAAGGGUGGUGUUUAUUGAGAGAACUGUGA
This is a messenger RNA of Gossypium raimondii (Peruvian cotton), 486 nucleotides long. RefSeq lists its product as uncharacterized. Lineage: Eukaryota; Viridiplantae; Streptophyta; Magnoliopsida; Malvales; Malvaceae. The transcript is spliced from 2 exons. The record is from RefSeq and is a predicted model, not a curated record. The coding region runs from base 1 to 486 and encodes 161 amino acids.